GCUGCUGCUGGCAGCUACAGGAUGAAGUCGCCUCCCUGCUGCAUGUCUCUUUCUUCCCAAGCAUCCUUGGAGGACCCAGGGAGUAGUACAUCCCUGGGUUCGCUGGAGUCCAGUGUUUUCUCCAGUGAGGAAGAGCAGGGGCCCCUGCUCCAGAAGGUCAUUCCCUCUCUGGACUGCUUUACUAUCAAUGUAGGAGGCAGCCGCUUUGUGAUGUCCCAGCAAACUUUGUCUUGCUACCCUGACACCCGCCUUGGCAAACUGGCAGUAGUGGUCUCUGCUGCACGGGAUGUGGCUUCUGGCCUCCUUGAGCUUUGUGAUGAUGCUAACCUUGUGGAGAAUGAGUAUUUCUUUGACCGGAGCUCACAGGCAUUUCACUACAUCCUGAAUUACUACCAGACAGGGAGGCUGCAUGUGAUGGAGCAGCUUUGUGCACUCUCUUUCCUCCAAGAGAUCCAGUACUGGGGUUUGGAUGAACUCAGCAUUGAUUCCUGCUGCAGAGACCGGUACUUCAGGAGGAAGGAGCUGAGUGAAGCCUUAGACAUCAAGAAAGAUGCAGAAGAACUGGAUGCCCAAGAUGAAGAAGAGGAUUUUUCUGGUAGCCUCUGUCCCAAUGUCAGACAGAAACUUUGGGAAGUUUUGGAAAAGCCUGGCUCCUCUGCAGCAGCCAGGACUUUUGGCACUUUGUCCAUGGUUUUUGUUGUUGUGUCAAUUGCCAACAUGGCCUUGAUUUCAGUAGAGCUCAGCUGGCUGGCCCCACCACUGCUGGAUGCCCUAGAGUACCUGUGCAUCGCUUGGUUCACAGCGGAGUUUGUUCUGAGGCUCCUGUGUGCACGAGAUCGGUGUCGCUUCCUAAGGAGUGUGGCAAACAUCAUAGACCUCCUUGCAAUUUUGCCUUUCUACAUCACCCUGCUGGUGGAAAGCCUGUGUGGUGGUGAGAGCUCCCAAGAACUGGAGAACGUGGGGCGCAUUGUCCAGGUGCUGAGGCUUCUCAGAGCCCUGCGGAUGCUGAAGCUGGGAAGACAUUCAACAGGUUUGCGGUCUCUUGGGAUGACUAUUGCUCAGUGCUAUGAGGAGGUUGGACUUCUGCUUCUUUUCCUCUCUGUAGGAAUCUCUAUAUUUUCCACUGUGGAGUACUUUGCUGAGCAAGGUGUGCCAGGCACAACUUUCACAAGCGUACCUGGUGCUUGGUGGUGGGCAACAACUUCCAUGACAACAGUUGGUUAUGGUGACAUUAGACCAGACACUACCAUUGGUAAGGUAGUAGCCUUUAUAUGUAUACUAUCAGGAAUACUGGUUUUGGCUUUGCCAAUAGCUAUAAUAAAUGACCGUUUUUCUGCCUGUUACUUUACACUGAAGAUAAAAGAGGCUGCUCUUCGGCAGCGUGAAGCUUUAAAGAAACUCAUGAAGAACUCAUCCAGCGAUUCAAAUAUCAAUGUUAAUUUGCGAGACAUAUACGCGCGCAGUGUCAUGGACAUGUUGCGGUUAAAAAGCAGAGAGAGAGCAAGUACAAGGAGCAGUGGUGCAGAUGAUUUUUGGUUUUGACUUUGAAGUUAUUUAACCUUGUGUAGCACACAGACUACUUCAGAAAUAUAGUAUUAAGUAUCUUUUUUUAUUAUUUGCUACACAGUGUAUUUGCUUUUCAUAAGGUGGAGUUUUACUUGCUUGGACAGACUGAAAUAUCUAUUGUAUACAAAAGGCAGAAUUCAUAAGGUGGAAUCUCUCAAGGAGCUCUAAAACCUGCUUUCAGAACUGGUUCGUGGUAGGUGAGAUUGGAAAUAAUGGAUCCCUGAAAAUAAAACAAUGAUACAAGUGUUUGUCUAAUCUAAAUACCUACUAAUGUAUCAUAAUAAAGUCUUGUUGAAAAUU
Molecule: messenger RNA, 1866 nt
Organism: Poecile atricapillus (Black-capped chickadee)
Lineage: Eukaryota; Metazoa; Chordata; Aves; Passeriformes; Paridae
Gene: KCNV1
Product: potassium voltage-gated channel modifier subfamily V member 1
Exons: 3
Coding region: 22-1542 (506 amino acids)
Biological process (GO): potassium ion transmembrane transport; protein homooligomerization
Cellular component (GO): voltage-gated potassium channel complex; membrane
Molecular function (GO): protein binding; voltage-gated potassium channel activity
Source: RefSeq, a predicted model, not a curated record